GGGGCCUCUUGUCGCAGUUAGAGAUAUAUUUCGCUUCCCGUGAAUUCGCCAACCCUAGUCUUCUCCAUUUCGCUCUUCGCCGCCUCUGCAGCGUCGAGAUGGGACGAGUGAUCCGGGCGCAGAGGAAGGGAGCAGGGUCGGUUUUCAAGUCCCACACGCACCACCGCAAGGGGCCGGCUAGGUUCCGGAGCCUCGACUACGGAGAGCGCAAUGGGUACCUCAAGGGCGUCGUCAACGAAAUCAUCCACGACCCCGGCCGUGGCGCGCCCCUCGCCCGCGUCACCUUCCGGCACCCUUUCCGCUUCAAGCUCCAGAAGGAGCUCUUCAUCGCCGCCGAGGGCAUGUACACCGGUCAGUUCGUCUAUUGCGGCCGCAAGGCUAAUCUCAUGGUUGGUAACGUACUCCCUCUCCGUUCCAUCCCUGAGGGUGCCGUCGUUUGCAACGUCGAGCACCACGUUGGCGACCGCGGUGUUCUGGCCCGCGCUUCUGGUGACUAUGCCAUCGUGAUCAGCCACAACCCUGAUAAUGGUACAAGCAGGAUCAAGCUUCCAUCGGGUGCCAAGAAGAUUGUACCCAGCAACUGUCGUGCCAUGAUUGGGCAGGUUGCUGGUGGUGGUAGAACUGAGAAGCCUCUCCUCAAAGCUGGCAACGCAUACCACAAGUUUAGAGUGAAGAGAAACUGCUGGCCGAAGGUCCGUGGUGUGGCCAUGAACCCCGUGGAGCAUCCUCAUGGAGGAGGUAACCACCAGCACAUCGGUCAUGCCUCCACCGUUCGCCGUGAUGCACCCCCUGGACAGAAGGUUGGUCUUAUUGCUGCAAGGAGAACAGGUCGGCUCAGGGGACAGGCUGCGGCCACUGCUUCCAAGGCAGACAAGGUCUAGAUUGCACGUGCUAAGGACUCAUGCUUGUUAUUUUAGUUUCAAAAGAGAUUUCAUUUCUCAUUCCAGAGGUAUGCUCGUCUUAUUAAUCUUAUGUUGGAUCAGUUUAGAUAUCGAGACAACUUCUAUUUAUUUUGUCUGCUACUUUUGUUUUGCAUUUAAUGAAGGUGAGAUUAUAAUUUUAUGUA
Molecule: messenger RNA, 1066 nt
Organism: Zingiber officinale
Lineage: Eukaryota; Viridiplantae; Streptophyta; Magnoliopsida; Zingiberales; Zingiberaceae
Product: 60S ribosomal protein L8-1-like
Exons: 2
Coding region: 99-881 (260 amino acids)
Biological process (GO): cytoplasmic translation
Cellular component (GO): cytosolic large ribosomal subunit; ribosome
Molecular function (GO): RNA binding; structural constituent of ribosome
Source: RefSeq, a predicted model, not a curated record